This is a messenger RNA of Nematostella vectensis (starlet sea anemone), 1418 nucleotides long. Its product is annotated as coiled-coil domain-containing protein 28B. The coding region runs from base 151 to 573 and encodes 140 amino acids. The transcript has a single exon. Lineage: Eukaryota; Metazoa; Cnidaria; Anthozoa; Actiniaria; Edwardsiidae. The record is from RefSeq and is a predicted model, not a curated record.
GGUUUCCUGUUGUAAUUUCCAUAACAGGACACCCGGAUGUAAAACUUUUUAUGACAAGAUGGCUGCUUGAAGAGGGUUUCUAAAUUUCUUUAUAUUUAUGCGGAUUUUAACUUCUUAAAGUGUCAACAUAUCGAGAAAACGAUUACCAGUAUGGCUGAAGAUAUAGAACUAAGCUCUAAGGCGACAAAAUUGAAGUCGAAAACACCAAAAUCGCACGACAAAGGCCAUAACCUCCCAAAUACGUCUAGAGGCACAAGUCUUGUCCAAACGGAACAUUCCUUCCUUACAGAUCGCACCGAUGUCAAACAAAUGGAGCGUGGGUUACUAGAGCUAAUGGACGACUUCAAUCAUGGUCGACUUCAUGCGUUUGGUCGCGAUUUCACGCUCGAGAAAAUGGACAAAGUACGUGAGCUACAGGAGAGGGUUGCCCAACAACAUUUUGAACUUGAUAAUGCAGAGACAGAAGCCGACGAAGAUGAAGUGAGCUCUGCGCGAAAUUUAGAGAAGCUAAUGAAGAAUCUAGAGGGACUUAGCUCCACGAUACAAAGCUUACAUCAAGCUCAUCCUGACUGAAAACCUAUCCAAAUUUCUAGAAUUUUGUUUCUACAUUUUAUCAAUCAAUAUCAAUCAAUCGAUUAUUAUCGGAAAUCAAUAGAAAUCGAUAACUUGAAACUGUGUGAGUAUCGAUUAUUAUCGAAAAAUAUUGAAAUUAUCUAUUUUUAUUGACAAUAGCUUCAAUACUUGAUUGUUCGGAAUCAGAUUUUGGAAAUGAGAUUUUGUAAUGUUUUAUUGUGUCUGGUAUUCCAGCGAAUUCACUGGAUACAAAAAGCUCCACGAUACAAAGCUUACAUCAAGCUCAUCCUGACUGAAGAACUAUCCGAAUUUUUAGAAUUUUGUUUCUACAUUUUACCUGCCCGGCCCUACCAAUCGAUAAUUCUGAUAAUCAAUAAUAAUCAAUAGUACUGGAUGAAAAUCAAUAUCAAUCAAUCAAUCGAUUAAAAUUGAAAAUCAAUAGAAAUCGAUAACUUGAAACUGUGUGAGUAUCGAUUAUUAUCGAAAAAUAUUGAAAUGAUAGAUUAUUAUUGACAAUAGCUUCACUACUUGAUUGUUCGGAAUCAGAUUUUGGAAAUGAGAUUUUGUAAUGUUAUAUUAUGUCUGGUAUUCCAGCGAAUUCACUCGAAUAUGUAGUGGAACUUAAAAAAAACAUUGAUCGCCGCAAAGCGUUAAAAACUUCAAAUGAAUUAUUUAGAGGUUGUUUUCACCUAUAUAAGAAGUCUUGAUUAUAUUAUUCUCCUGUAAUCAUGAUAGAGAAACUGGAAGCAACAUUCAUAUGAUUCUUGGUAAGUUGUAUAAUCAAAAGUUAAAAUAUGUACAAAUUCCCUUACUAUCCUUCUUGCCAGUAAAUGAUUGCCGGUGGA